CGUAGUCCGAACAGGAUCGAAUAGUUGCCGCUAUUAAUUACAAAAUUACGGGGCCCCAUAUCGUUUUCGAUAAGGUUUAUAUGGGAACCCGCUUCCCCGAUAACGAAUGCAAUGCAACCCUGGUGAAAGGCCCCCAAUCCUGCAUAACCGGCUCAGAAAUGCGAUUGAAGAAUGGACAUGUUGGUUUUAACUAUCGAACCUACUGCCGUUCGAGCGACGCCUCUAUCUUUGUGUGGUGGAAUCUGAAGAUCUACAGGGAUACCUUCAGCUCGCUGGACGGAAACGAAGAAUAUGCGAUUCGAUCGCUUUGUCCAUUGCUAAUCUCUGGGUCUCGGUUAGCAGGACUAUCUCUCUCAUGGAACUUUACUCCGUAUAUUAUGCACUACCGCUUUGCUCGAGCAAACAGGGGUUGUGUCAUAUCAGGCUAGGUCCAAGCCGACAAAGAUGAGUUCGAGACCCUUCUUAGGAUAUGCAAUAAGCAUCCUAGGGAGAGUUCCGCAUCUCAGCUAUUUGGUUUUGUCUGUCAACGUGGAUCCUAGAUGGCUGGUCAUUUGCUUCUUUGGGGUAAAAUUUAGCGAUUUUUGUUUGGAACGUUGUCCGUUUGGAGUCAGAUAAUAUGGCUUGAGGUUGCCUAGUUACCCUCUUCAACCUAGAAAGCAGAAGAAGUCCACUGCUCUUCCCUCGGUGGCACGCUAAAAAUGCUUGGACCACCAAAAGAAUCACCGCUCUCAUGCUAGUACCGCUGGAUGACGCGCGGAAUAGACUCCAAAGAAGAUCCCCCAUGAACAUAUAUUUAGAUAUGUUUGACUAGCUUUCUGAAAUUCGGCUGCGCCAACAUCUCCAUUGGCUGGGUGGAACACUCUGCUCACGAUUGCUACCUUUUGUGCAUUUUCCACUCUAUGGCAACUUCAUACAAUCACCACUAGUCCCACAGCGGCAUAGGAUAGGAUUUAUUCGUGCCGCAUGCAGAUGAGCCAAACAGCCAACGAAAAAAAGUCAUGAUAACGAGCUUAUGAUACCCUCCUCCUUGCACGGGCCACCCCUCCUUCCUUGCCUGGGUAGAAACGCUUACCACUGGUAAAACUACGGCUCUAUGGGUCAGGGCUUACCCAUCCAUAAUGCAUUGAUUGUCCAUGGCCAGCUCCCGUUCUAUCAUCGGGCUCCUUAUGCCAUCCAUACCGCAACUGUUAUGUUUCCGAAAUUAUCCACGUUCUUUGAGGUAUAUUGGCAUGGGAGCAGACAGCUGAUUGUUUAUUCAUCCCAUUUUAUUUCUCAAAUUACUUUUCUGUCUUUUAUGCUCAAGAUGGGGACCAAAUUGGUAGAUUCCAACCAGGGCGUCUAUAACAUCAAUCGGCUUCCCAUCGGCAGUCUACGACGAACUUAACAUCAUAAGGAUACUCUCAGCGAGAGAAUGACGCGAUUCGCACUAGCAUCACCCCACAGAAUGUCCAAUAUUUCCAAUUAAUUGGAACAUUCCGUGUGAAUUACGGAUCGUCGUAUUCUUAGCCUCGAUAGCACAUCCCGUACAACUCUUUGUGGAAUUUAGGGUCUGUACCGUUUUUCUUUGAUAAGUGAAGGAUGGGCUGGGAUUGGCUUAUACACCGUGAUCCAUGAAAAUAAGAAAUACGCUGUAAGGCAAAGCAAGUUUAUA
This is a messenger RNA of Blastomyces gilchristii SLH14081, 1651 nucleotides long. RefSeq lists its product as uncharacterized. The record is from RefSeq and is a predicted model, not a curated record. The coding region runs from base 81 to 428 and encodes 115 amino acids. Lineage: Eukaryota; Fungi; Ascomycota; Eurotiomycetes; Onygenales; Ajellomycetaceae. The transcript has a single exon.